AAAGAAAUUCUCCUUUAUAAGCCGUGGAAAUUAAUUAACAGAACUAACACAGAAAAUGCGGUCACCUUGCCUGAGAGAAUUCAUUGAAGAAUGCCCACAUGGCUGCUGCUGGCGAUCUCCUUUAUUUAACUCGCCGGAGCCUCUGAACAACAAGGAGGCUGAGUCAAGAAAAAGUUCCGCCGAUUGCCGUAGAGAUUUUGUUGCAACAACUUCCUCUUCUAUCUUCCGCAACACCCAUUUCACCAAUCAUGAAUCUCUCCCCUCUCUGCAACAAUCUUUCUCUGAAUUCUCCAAAGCUUAUCCGCAGUUUGCUGAAACUUUUCAGAUUGACCAAAUAAGAGCCAAAGAGUAUUAUCAUCUCUCACUUUCUAAUCAUAUUUGUCUUGAUUACAUUGGCGUAGGCCUCUUCUCUUAUUAUCAGCUGCAGAAUCAAGAGUCUUGUAAGUAUCAAAAUGAUUCUUCUUCGUCUUGUUCUUCGGAUAUUCCUUUCUUUAGUGUGUCCUACAAGAUGGGGAGUCUUAAGACGCAGCUACGCCAUGGGGGGGCUGAAUCAGGAGUGGAAUCUGCAAUGAAGAAAAAGAUUAUGAGUUUUCUGAAUAUUUCUGAAAAUGAUUACAGUAUGGUUUUCACUGCAAACAGAACGUCAGCCUUCAAGCUUCUAGCGGAAUCUUAUCCGUUUCAGUCUAGCAGAAAACUUUUAACAGUUUAUGACUACGAGAGUGAGGCGGUGGAAGCCAUGAUAAAUACUUCUGAGAAGAAAGGAGCAAAAGUUAUGUCAGCAGAGUUUUCAUGGCCAAGACUGAGGAUUCACUCCGAAAAAUUGAAAAAAAUGUUGGUGAGUAAGAAGAAGAAGAAAAAAAAGCGGGGACUAUUUGUUUUUCCUCUUCAUUCUAGAGUGACAGGGGCUAGAUAUCGUUAUCUAUGGAUGAGAAUUGCUCAGGAGAAUCAAUGGCACAUCUUGAUUGAUGCUUGUGCUUUGGGGCCAAAAGAUAUGGACAGUUUUGGGCUCUCUCUCAUUCGCCCAGAUUUCCUCAUUUGCUCCUUCUACAAGAUUUUUGGGGAAAACCCAUCUGGAUUUGGUUGCCUAUUUGUUAAAAAAUCAACUAUUUCAAUUCUGGACGGUGAAGCGAGCACCGGCAUGGUGAGUCUUCUACCAGCAAAGCAGCUUAAUUUAAUGGAAGAACCUUCAGCACCAAGCUCAUUUUCAGGUCCAAUAACACUGGGGAUUAUAAAACUGAAGCCAGAAGAAAUAGAGAAGGUUCAAAAGUCCGAAAUUAUGGCAAUACCAAAAGGAAUCGAAGCUUCUGAAACUAAAGGAGAUAAGCAAAUAGAGCUUGAAUGCAGGGGUUUGGAUCAGGUGGAUUCAUUGGGGCUGACAACGAUUAGUAAAAGAUCAAGGUGCCUUAUUAAUUGGCUGGUGAAUGCAAUGUUAAAGCUUCAACAUCCUAACACGGAUGGGGUUUCCCUGGUUAAAAUAUAUGGGCCAAAGAUAAAGUUUGAUCGGGGACCUGCAUUGGCAUUUAAUGUAUUUGACUGGAAAGGAGAAAAAGUUGAGCCUGUUCUCGUACAAAAGCUUGCCGACAGAAGAAACAUCUCUCUCAGCUAUGGAGCUUUGCAUCACAUAUGGUUCUCGGAGAAGUACCAGAGAGAGAAGGAGAAAGUUGUUGAUAAAAUGGGCACGGCGGAAACCAAGAAGAAAGAUAAAAAGGACCCCAGAAUAACUGUUGUUACAGCUUCGUUGGGAUUUCUGGCGAAUUUCGAAGACGCUUACAGGCUUUGGGCUUUUGUUGCUGAAUUUCUAGAUGCAGACUUUGUUGAGAAGGCCAGAUGGAGAUACACAGCGCUUAAUCAGAAGACGGUUGAAGUCUGAAGAGAAACGCAAUAUUGAAGGCCACAAGACAAAUUGUAAACUUGCAGAAGAACACAGACGAGCCAGUCCAGAUGGUCUUCCACGUUGUGGUUUCAAGUUUCAUGGUCAUUUCAAUAUGAGAAAUUCUACACUUGAUUCAAACAAGUUUGUUAAUUGAAAAUAAACAAUAGUAUGUUUGUCUACUUCUGAGUUGCCGAAUGGAUAAACACUUAUGCGUAUCAUUAUAUGAUAAUAUAUGAUCUUAAAUUAUAAUUCAAACUAUUUAUUCACAUAA
Messenger RNA from Mangifera indica (mango), 2144 nucleotides. RefSeq names its product molybdenum cofactor sulfurase-like. NCBI's taxonomy places the organism in Eukaryota, Viridiplantae, Streptophyta, Magnoliopsida, Sapindales, Anacardiaceae. The coding region runs from base 56 to 1870 and encodes 604 amino acids. The transcript has a single exon. The record is from RefSeq and is a predicted model, not a curated record.